GCCUGCUUGUGACACUUUCCCCAAAUUGUAGCGUUGACUGUCGGAGGUGGGACGGACAGUCGGAGGGAGAAGCGAGAAACACUCGAGCGGGCAAAAGAUUCGCUCUCUCUGUUUGAAUCUCGUUUCUCACGCAGACGGUCACUGAUGAUCACGGAUAAUAUCGAGGCUUUGUGCGGGCGGGUAAAUAAAUAUCUCGCACGCUGACGUCGCGAUCCAGAAGCUUCACCGCUGCGCGCAAGAAAACAAGAGGAACCAGGAUCUCCGACUCCUCGGGACUGCGCCGCGCACUCCGGGAGCUCCCUGGGACUAAAUAAACGAUCCGCUGAGUGACAUGAGAUGUGGUCAGUAUCAAAUCGAGCCUGACAUUCAAGAGGAACAAUUCAUCGUGAGUGAAUUCAAACGCGGCGUUGAGCGCGAGGCGGACCGAGACGCGAAACACCGCUGUCUGUUUGUAUUCCGUGUCAUUUGCCCCCCUGUUGUUCUUUUUUCAGACUCUUAAAGGCAACUCUAAAAGAUCUGGUCGUGUUCCCCGCACGCUGACUUACUGGACUGACUUUUCCGAGAGCUUACACUCUGAGGAACAACGUGUUUAUGGAUUGCUGCGCGGCGAGGAACACCGGGAGUUGUAGGCUACGCGCGUCUGCAUCGAUCAUGUUGAUACCUCGCUGUUGCUGUGAACUUUGAUAGAUGUUUACAGUCAGAACUCACUAACAACACACACCAGCGAUUUAAACGCAUCAGCUCAGACACGCUCAGAUUUGACCUCUGGAGGAAGUGGGAAGCGCCUUUUCGCCCUCCCUCGGUUUUUUUCUCCACAAGACGUCAGGACGGAUCUGUAUCAGUGAGCCGGACUCUCCUUCUGUGAUUUAAACAAAGACCAAAGUGUUUGGGGAUAGCAUGGCAAUGGUAGUAAGCCAGUGGCCAGAGAACAUUUCGGCAGAUCCGGGGUCUCAGCUCCAGAUUUGCGGCCAGGAGCCCGGCGGGGCACCGGGGACUCCCAACGGUUCCACACCGGGGAACGAUGCACUUUCCGGGGACAAGAUCCCCAACGUGGACUGCAUGGUGUGCGGGGACAAGUCCAGUGGGAAGCAUUACGGUCAGUUCACCUGCGAGGGAUGCAAAAGCUUCUUUAAGCGCUCGGUGAGGCGGAACCUCUCGUACACCUGCCGGGGCAACCGAGACUGCCCAAUCGACCAGCACCACCGGAACCAGUGUCAGUACUGCCGGCUGAAGAAGUGCCUCAAAGUCGGCAUGAGGAGAGAAGCUGUACAACGAGGACGUACAUCGAACUCUCAGAGCAGCCCGGGACAGUACCUGACCAACGGCACCGACCCGUACAACGGCCAGCCCUACCUGUCCGGCUUCAUUUCUCUGCUGCUGCGUGCCGAGCCCUACCCCACAUCUCGCUACGGGGCCCAGUGCAUGCAGGGAAACAACCUGAUGGGCAUCGAGAACAUCUGCGAGCUGGCGGCCAGGCUGCUCUUCAGUGCGGUGGAGUGGGCCAAGAACAUCCCUUUCUUCCCUGACCUGCAGCUCAUGGAUCAGGUGGCACUGCUGCGCAUGUCAUGGAGCGAGCUCUUCGUCCUCAACGCCGCCCAGUGCUCCAUGCCGCUCCACGUGGCCCCUCUGUUGGCAGCGGCCGGCCUGCAUGCGUCGCCCAUGUCAGCGGAGAGGGUGGUGGCCUUCAUGGACCACAUCCGCGUCUUCCAGGAGCAGGUGGAGAAGCUGAAAGCGCUGCAGGUCGACACGGCUGAAUAUUCCUGCCUCAAGUCCAUCGUGCUCUUCACCUCCGAUGCUAUGGGACUGUCAGACGUUGCCCACGUGGAGAGCAUCCAGGAGAAGUCCCAGUGCGCCCUGGAGGAGUACGUAAGGAACCAGUACCCCAGCCAGCCGAACCGCUUCGGACGUCUCCUCCUGCGCCUGCCGUCCCUGCGCAUCGUCUCCUCCCCGGUCAUCGAGCAGCUGUUCUUCGUUCGCCUGGUGGGAAAGACGCCCAUCGAGACACUGCUGCGCGACAUGCUGCUCUCGGGCUCCAGCUACAACUGGCCUUACAUGCCCGCCGUGCAGCGCGAGCGGCCCAUCUCCCUCCACUACAACGAGAACGGGCCCUGAGGCAGAGAGGAGCUGCGGGACAAAUUCAAGGCUGAACGUCCAUCUGACCAGUCGUCCAUCCAUCCAUCCAUCCAUCCAUCCAUCCAUCCCUCCCUCUAUCCCUUCAUUCUCUGCGUCAGAGGAAGCUCACCAUUCCACUUAAAAACCCAAACCGACAAUAUCAUCCAUUACCGUCCUGGUUACACAAGCCAGCCGAUCAUUCACCGCCAGACCUGGGUGGCCCCUCAGUCGCCGAUGGUUCAGUCUACACUUGAGAUGCGGCACUAGACGGACAGGUUGGUAGAACGGGUUAUUGCGCAGUUCACCAGCAGGUCUGUUGGACUCACUUCAGAUGUCAAGUCUCAAACUCCACGAAAACAGGGGCAGCAAAGGACAAAAACAGUCGCUUUAUUGGUGGUGCUACGCCUACAUUUACAGAGGCUGUGUACAAGCAUCCCAGCACGGCGAAUACUGAGCAAGGGCUUUGCCUACAGGACUCUGCAAUCAGGAGCACAAGGCCCGCUGUAUAUUCACCAAUUUUUUGAACAAGAACGCCAGAAGCCAUUAAAAAAAAAACAAAAAAAAGAAAGACAAAUGCCAAAAUGUCUUGGACUUUUGCAGAUGACAUGUUUUAAUGUGUGUGUUUGUAUUAGCACUGUUUAUAUGGAGAGAAAACUCAUGAUUGUGUCCAUAUGUACAGUAUAUUGUUGAUUCAUAGGCAUCUAUAGCAUAUUAGGGUUCAAUGGGAAAAGCUCAGGUUCAACGGGUGGGAAGACGGACGGACGGACAGACAGACAGACAGACAGACAGACAGACAGACAUGCCAAUAUCAGUACAAGAGCAAGAAGACAAGCCCUGCAAAAUUUACACUUAUCAGCAGCCUGUGCCAAAGCUGACAAAAUGCAUAUUGUUUGGAUAUUUUUGUGGUAGUGUUGGUGAUGAAAAUUUAAUGUUUGGUUUGUCUAUAAUUUGACUAUAUACUUGUUUUUGGGGUCUCAUGGGGAGAAAAGGAGUUUGUAAAAAAAAAAAAGUAAAAAAAAAAAAAAAAACAAAGAAAAGAAAAUACAAAUGAAAGCUUAGGCACUUGCAUUGAAAACCUGUCAGAUCCUACACUUAUUCACUCCUGUCAAAUCACAGCACUGGUAGGCUCCUGCUACCCGCACGCCAUUCGAUCGAUCUACCUUUUUACUUAUUCAAAAGGGCCGAUUACAGCUCCGAACAUGUUGGUAUCACAGGAGUGACACGACUCAUCCGUUAUUGUUUUAUAGUCACGAUUGUCAAUUUUGGACCUUUUUGAACUGGGGGGGAUCAUUUUUUUUGCAAAACUAGCUGUACUUGCCUUAGAACAAAGAUUUUGUCACUGAGCAUUUAUCCUAUGACUGUGCCAUAAUCUCUCGUUACCUGUUAUAACAGGUAUUAUGUCCCGUCAGGGGAGGAAACGAACUCGCGUGAUGUGAAAAUGAUAACGGUUGCUUACAAAAGUGAUGCAAAAUCGAGAUUUUUAAUGCUUUAACAUCAUCAGCACCUUCAUUUAUUUUAGACCUCACACGAGCUCUUUUCCUCUUCCUGAUGAUGUUGUCGUGUUGGGAAAACCCCCUCGACUCGUGUCAUUUGAGCUUAUCGUACCGAUACCGUAGAGAAAAGUAUCACUAACCUCUGAAAACCUCAGUCUAUGUUAAAAUAUUAUCCCAGUUGGACUUAUGACUGUGACUUAGCUUAGGACUAUUUUAAGUUGUUUUUUUUUCCUUCCACUCGGUGGAAGCAAGUUUGUUUUGACAACCUGUCUCACAUUUUCCAACAUGGCACUGUGGUAUCAACAUCGAGUAUUGGUAUUGGAAAAGCCAUCUGGGACCUUAGAAAUCUGCCUGUUGAUAAAGGAAUUCACGGAAAGUUUCUAUGAGUUUGUUUUUAUCCCCUCUACUUUUGUUUGGAAAUAUGGAUUAUCCAUUAAUUGAAAUAAAAUUCUGUUGUUCACAGAAA
This is a messenger RNA of Acanthopagrus latus (yellowfin seabream), 4071 nucleotides long. It is a transcript of the gene nr2f5, whose product is annotated as nuclear receptor subfamily 2, group F, member 5. The coding region runs from base 898 to 2112 and encodes 404 amino acids. The transcript has 4 exons. Lineage: Eukaryota; Metazoa; Chordata; Actinopteri; Spariformes; Sparidae. Gene Ontology annotation, biological process: regulation of transcription by RNA polymerase II; cell differentiation; anatomical structure development. The record is from RefSeq and is a predicted model, not a curated record. Gene Ontology annotation, molecular function: RNA polymerase II cis-regulatory region sequence-specific DNA binding; zinc ion binding; nuclear receptor activity.